Messenger RNA from Copidosoma floridanum, 893 nucleotides. RefSeq names its product NADH dehydrogenase [ubiquinone] 1 beta subcomplex subunit NP15.6 (gene NP15.6). NCBI's taxonomy places the organism in Eukaryota, Metazoa, Arthropoda, Insecta, Hymenoptera, Encyrtidae. Gene Ontology annotation, cellular component: respiratory chain complex I. The record is from RefSeq and is a predicted model, not a curated record.
UUACGAAACGUCGUCUUCGCCUUUAAUCCGGAGUCCCGCAGACAGAGACAGACGUCAGGGAAAAAGAACGCGCAGUUUCAUAACACAAACUCAAGAGUCGGGCCGCUGCUCUGUCCGUCAGCGAUGGCAAACCUGGUGCGACUACGCGCCCUCCAGGGUCUGGUGAAUGUCAGCCGGGUAGCUCGCGGUAACGUCAACAAGCCCUGCCACAGCACCAACACCUGCGUGCAGCUGAGCCAACUUCGCGGUGUCGGCACUUCAGGCACCCAGAAGAGCGACAACCAGGCCAGCAUGGCCAACUCCUCGAUGGAACAGUACACCGAGCCAGACCCAGCCCAUCCGAAAAAAUGCUGGGUGUCUUACGGCUUCGACGACACGAGCGAGUACAUCGACAGGCGCCUCAUGCAUUUGUUUUACCUCUUCGGCGUCUCGCUUGUCUUGAUUGGUGGUAGCUGGGUCAUGAUAUACAUCCCCGACAACCGUUACAAGGACUGGGCCCAGAGGGAAGCAUACUUGCGACUUCGCGAGAGGGAAGCUGCUGGUUUGCCACCCAUUACAUUGAACGUUAUCGAUGAGGCCAAGGUGAAAUUGCCCACCGACGAGGAACUGGGGGACACCGAUGUCAUCAUAUAAGCUAUCUGUCAUCUGCUCCGUAAUAUAACUACUGUACGGUGUGUUAUGAGUACUGCCAGGACGGCUGUUUUUGCUGUUCAAAAGAUGAGGAGAACAAGUGUGGCAAGACUAAUUUGUUAAAGUUGUAUAUUGUACGAUAGAGGAACAAGUGGAGGCUUUCGUCAUUGACGUUGUUUGUUCAAUUACUCGAUAAUCGAAAUAGAAUAAAUAAUCUUGUAAUCAUGUGAGUCAAAUACACUGAAAUAAUACUUAAUUUACAU